AUGCCAACUGAAUUGGUGAAUAAAAAUGCGAGCGAAGUAAUUAGCAAGUACGGCCCAGGCAAAGUGCUGAUUGUGGUGGGGGAAACAGGAUCGGGGAAGUCAACAGGAAUACCACGAGCUCUGCUUGCGGAGACUGCAGACACCAUUAUAGUCACACAGCCCAGAAGAGUCGCAGCUAUCUCUCUGUGCAGCUAUGUGAAAAAGAUAACAGAGAACGAGGACACCGACAUGAUAGGUUACAAGGUCAGGUUUAAAGACACAACCACAAGAAAGACAAGGCUGCACUAUGUAACAGACGGGAUACUGCUGAAAAUGAUGGAGGAGAACAGAAAGAGCACAAAAACAACUACGAUUAUUCUCGACGAAGUGCAUGAAAGAUCAAUACGAACAGAUAUUCUGCUUGGUCUACUGAAAAAGAAAAUAGACUCAAUUAGGCUGAUCCUAAUGAGUGCAACAGCAGACACAAAGAUGCUCAGAGAAUACUUUGCAAAGGACGGGAUACCUGUGGAGUAUUGCGAAAUACCAGGGAAGAAGUAUCCAGUGAGCAUAAAGUAUAUGCCCAGGAGGUCAUCAGACUACAUACAGCUAGCAUGCGAUACAAUAAAAAAGAUAAUAAAGGAAACAAGAAAAGCAAAUGAAGCUGGCACAAGAGAAGACGGAAAGAAAGAAAAAGAAAAUGUAAAAAUAGAAAUGGAUGAAGUAGAUGAAAUCUUUGGGAAUAAUUGUAAAACAAAUAGGAAAUAUACAGCUGUAAAAAACAACAAGAGCAAUAGUAAUGGAAAUAGCGAUAUUUCGAAACUGGAAAAUAACAGCAGUAUGAAAAACUCAGUAAGUGAGGAUUUCAGUGCUGGUACUGUUCUUGUGUUUCUCUCUGGGCUGGAGGACAUUGAUGACUUGUAUAGAAUGCUGGAAAUACACUCAAGCAUUGAGCUGCUCAAGCUGCACUCUUCACUGCCGGAUGCCGAGCAGAGACUGAUAUUCAGCCGGCGCACAAAGCCCAUUCGAGUCAUUCUGUCCACAAACAUAGCAGAAACAAGCAUUACCAUCUCAGAUGUAAAAUGGGUCAUUGAUUCAGGAGUGCAGAAGGUAAAUAUAACAAAAGAUGGAAUAGACACGCUGGGAAUAGUCAAGAUAUCUAAGUCAUCAGCAAAGCAGAGGGCAGGAAGAGCAGGGCGAGUGGGCCCCGGUGUGUGCUACAGACUCUACACUGAAUCAGCGUACUUGUCAAUGGAGGAGAACAACAUUCCCGAAAUAAUCCGAUCUGACAUUUCAUCGGUCUCUUUGUCUUUGAUAAACAUGAAAAUAGACCCAAGGUCUUUUGACUUUCUAGAGUCUCCUGGGGCUAACUCCAUUUCUUCAUCGCUAUCCGAGCUAUUCAUACUUGGGCUGAUAGAUAAAGACGGAGAAAUAACCGAGCUGGGAAAAAAAGUAAGCGCGCUCCCAGUCUCUCCAUGCCAGGGAAAGUUUCUCCUUGUUGCAAAGUCAAUGGGUGCAGGAUGCUCUGCUGCUGCUGUGUGCUCUCUGCUCUCUGGUGAGAGAAUAUCCUUAUUCUCCAAGGACGCAAAUAUUUCCAGUAUUGAAAGCGUACAUAAAUCGCAAAGUAAGGGUUCAGAUCUAACGCUGUAUGCCAGUUUAUUCUUUACCUAUAUUUCGUACGAGCCUAGGCUCCGCGGUGACUUCUGCAGAUCUCUGGGGAUCUCUCCGCAGGAAAUAAAAACAAGCGAAAGAAUAUACUUUCAGCUGCUGCAGUUGCUCAAAGAAAAACACGAAAUAAAAAACGAAACAGAAGAGGCAGACGAAAAGACAAACUACAUCCCGCUGAAGCAGAAAACAGCAGACAGACUGCACGCAGCAGCCAGUGCAGGGUUUCUGACUAAAGUUGCAUCAAGCCAUGGGAAUGGCGCGUAUCUGCACAUGUACACCGGUAAAAACAUUUUCAUACACCCGAGCUCCAUUAUGUUCAAAAGAAGAGAAGAAACUAUCUCGUUUAUCAUGACAUCAGAAACAACGAAGCCGUACAUCCUCCACACUUUUCCAUACACGGGCGAGAGUAUACUUCCUAUCUAG
Molecule: messenger RNA, 2067 nt
Organism: Nematocida minor
Lineage: Eukaryota; Fungi; Microsporidia
Product: ATP-dependent RNA helicase DHX36
Exons: 1
Coding region: 1-2067 (688 amino acids)
Cellular component (GO): intracellular anatomical structure
Molecular function (GO): RNA binding; ATP binding
Source: RefSeq, a predicted model, not a curated record